Molecule: messenger RNA, 4558 nt
Organism: Astyanax mexicanus (Mexican tetra)
Lineage: Eukaryota; Metazoa; Chordata; Actinopteri; Characiformes; Acestrorhamphidae
Gene: nrn1b
Product: neuritin 1b
Exons: 3
Coding region: 185-616 (143 amino acids)
Biological process (GO): nervous system development; neuron projection extension
Cellular component (GO): plasma membrane
Source: RefSeq, a predicted model, not a curated record
AACUUCUCCUUAUGUGUAGGUUCUUGCUGUGGGCGUGGCCAGGAAGUCGCCCCGCCCCUCCGCCUCUCUCCAUCAGCAUCUGUGAGAGUGAGCGAGGCUCAGGGCAGAGCAGGAUCUGCAACACUGGUGGCUUCAGACAGGCUGCAGUAAAUCUGUUUAUUCUGAUGGUUUCACAAACCGUAGGAUGGGAUUUACUUUAAUCGACAGAUACAGCUCACUUCUCUUAGUGCUGGAAUUAGUGUCUUUACUCCAACGGACGAGCUCCACAGGGACAUGUGAAGCAGUGUUUAAGGGAUUUUCGGACUGUUUGCUCAGCCUCGGUGAAAAUAUGGUCAACUUUCCCCAGGAGCUAGAUGACAGAGAGAACCUGCAGACCAUCUGCUCGUACUGGGAUGACUUCCAUUCAUGCGCCUCCACAGCAAUUGCUGACUGCCAGGACGGAGCAGUAGACCUCUGGGAAAAGCUCAAAGUGCAAUCCAGGAGUCUAAACUACAAAGGGAGUCUAUUUGAACUGUGCUCAAGAGAUAACGGAGCACCCAGACUUGGUUUAACUUGGAACCUGGAAGUGACGAUUUUGUUGACAGCUGGUCAAGUGGUGACUUGGCUCACUUUUUGAAUGAUACCGCCAUGUUCAUAAUUGACCCCAAGCAAAUGACCAAAUGGAUCAACCUUCAGUGGACCUUUAAUGUAUUUCUUCAUCAACAAUGGAAAUGACUUCACAUCACUCGCUCUUGGUGCACAGAUGGAGAUUCUGGAACAGAUGAUGAACCCUUUGAAGAAAAUCCAAAGGCAUUGGAUAGUGGAUACCUUGUAAGGCAUUUGAUCUGGAAUUAAGCAUUCAUAGUAUUGGAUCAUAUGAAGGUCUUAUAACUUCAUUUGGAAUUAUAGUUAGUAUUUGGAUGUUUGGGACUGGUAAUAUUUUGUUGUAUCUGUCUUUUCAGUAGGGUUGGUAUCUACUGAUUCUAGUAAGAAUGCUGUUAUUAGUAUUAUCAGUAGUAGGGAUGCACUGAAUUGUGAGACAGAGCCUGAAGGGAGAGUCAUAAAAUGGAUGGUUUAAGUUCAUUUUUACGAUCUACUCACAUACAUUAAAAAAACUUAAUUAAAUAAAAUUGGAUUUAAGUUUAUUAGUUUAUUAUGUCUUCACAAACUGGGUCUUGUCCAGCAGUACAGAUACAAGAUGUGCAGGACUAGGAUAGUGAUGUUAGCUAGCUGUUUGAUUACCUGACUGUCUUUUGAAUAAUUUCACUCACAUAUGACUGGAAUAGGGUAAAUUGAGAUAAAUUUGCAUGUUUGUAAUGUUUGGUAUUGUGUUUGAAAAUUUAUUUUAGUGCAUCCCUAAUUAUGAGAAAUUAACAAAACCUUUUAAGGUAACCCCCUUCAAAUUAAUCUCAGGAAGAUUUGUUUUAAGAGUUUUAACUCACUUUUUGAAUAACCUUUACUGUAAAAGACUUCAGGGUUGUCUAAUUUAGUACUGAUUGCCAAAAUUUUCAAACGUCUUACCUCAUCCCAAUUGUUGUACUUGUGUAAAUACACUUAUAUUACAUACUGGCACAGUAUUUUAUGCCCAUUAGCUUAGUAAUCUAAACUAGUAUAGAAUUGUGUGUUGAGCUAUUUAGCAACAUACCAUAAAAAGUUUUAAAAACAAAGCUCGGAGAUCAUUUUUUAUAGAUGUAAGCUUUAAUAGAACAAUUUGAAGUAAAAAUACAGUUGUUCCUACCCCUUACCCCAAAUUGAUUAAUCAAGUUUUGGUGUCUUUAGUUCUGCGCUGGAGCUACAAGGCUAACAAUGCUAACAGGUAAUGUAAUGGAAUACAUAGGGAUGUAGUGGAAUGAUUUCAGGGUUUGUAACAUCCACAACAUGAAAACACAACAAGAUAAAUGAAUCUAAGGCCCAAAAAUAAUAUAAUAUUUAGCUUAAUAUCCAAUAAGUGAAAUGCAGUUUGUAUUAUGUAUUGUUUUAACCUAAGGCUUCUAAGGCUUCCAUUACUUGUUAGCAUUUGUAGCCACAAAUGCCAAUAUAUACAAGGGUACAAUAGCAGCAGUUUUGUCUGUGCUUUUGUCAUAUACAUAUAAAUAAAGGUGAUUUUUACAGAGUCAGAAAUUGUUUGUAAAACAUGUGUAAUGCGUGUGUAACGCAACAAGGCCAGACAUCUUGGAGCAGAGUUGUAGAGGUUCCUAAUAGUGUCCUGCAAUAAGCCAUUCCUUGCAGCUUAAAUAUUCACACUGUUCCUGCUGAUUUUGCAGGGGGGUUAGAGUGUUGAUAGCGGAUCAAAUAGAAUUUCACAUGAUGCAGCUAGCCAUGGCAUAGCAUCUUUGUCUUCAAAGUAAGCUUUUGAGAUGUUAGCAGUAUGUGAAUGAGCCUUGUCCUGUUGGAAUAGCAGAAAAGGUAUUACAGUAUUACAGCCUGUAAUGAAGGCUAAAGGUGAUGUGUUGUGGUGGCAGCACAACCAGAGAAUGGAGGCAAGGUCAAUGGUUUGUUGGCAGGCGUCGCAUGUCGAGAAGAAUCUCUCAGUGGUUUUAAUGAUUAUGCUCAAUAUAAGAUUUUUGGGUGGAACAGUGAUGAUAUAUUUCUUUCACAAAUGGAAAAUGGUACUCCACGUGUCUGAGAUUAUUUUUAAGGUGGAGUAAAUGCGCACGCAGCAGCAAAGCCUGCAGCCUCUUCAACUGCCGCAGAGUGCCAACCACUCGUGCAUCUGUCCAAAUCACAUUACGCAUUGUUAACAAAUAGCACGAGCGCUCGCUUAAUUAGGGGGAAGAGGCAGGAGCAAAGCUUUAGCAGCAGAAGCAUCGCUGUGGAGGCAACACAGAUGUCUUGUAUCCUGUAGACUGGGCUCCUGGCUGGGUUCGUAACACGUGCUGUGCUGAGGGUCCAAAGUGGUCCCUGAACGAGCUGCUCCGAGCGGAGGGAACACAUCUGUCUUCCUCUUGUGCCUCAUUAUGGCGAUGAUAUAGAUGGGGAAUUAACAGCGAGAUAUCUGUUUGUUUAAAAAGAUGCUCAUGUUGUCUUCACAUAGGUCAGCUUGUACGUACAUUGUAGGCUAAUUAAGGAGAAGUGACUUAAGGGAGCGCUCUGGGGUAACGUGUUCUACCAAAGAAUGGGUCGAAUCUAAUCGCAACAUACUGUAUAUAUUUACUGCACAGCUUUGGUCUAAUUAAUUAUGAAUCAGAAUUAAAUGUGGAUCACUAAAUUCCUGGGAUGUACUAAAUCUAAUCUAGAUGUAGAGCAUAGAUAAUAGUGAUGUAUGAACAUGCUAUGCUUUUUACAUCAAUACACUCAUUGCUAAAAACAUAAUUGCACCCAGAAGGAAUCAGUCAACAAGGAUGAAACUUGGUAGAUAAUAAGUCAGACUGUUAUGGAGUGAAUGGAAGUGGAUCUUCUUCAGUGACGAGUCAUGCUUUUAUCUUGGCAUGAGGAGCCACCAUGGUCAGCAUACACUUUGGUUCACUAUUCCAACAGGAAAAUGCUUGCACCCCAUGCUGCUGCCAUCGCAAGAGCUUUUCUUAAAGCCACAGCUACUCUGCCAUGGCCAGCUGCAUUGCCAGACCUUUUCCUCAAAAUGUGUGGGAUGCUAUUGGAUUUACUAUUAACUCUCCACCCUACCACACAAUCUGCAGGAACUGUGUGAACAUUCAAGCUGCAUGAGAUGGAUUAUCAGAGAACACUAUUAUAAAUUGAACUGAACUGAAGUCCACAGGAUUUGUUCGUAAUGCUAAGCAAAGUGUCUGUUCAAGGAUAAAGUCCCAUCCUUCAACAAAAAGAGCCACUUGUUUGUGCAACCACCCUCCUUGCUGUGGAGAUGUGCGCAGGCGCAGUAUUCAUAUUGUGCCAAAAAAAAAUCACGAUAAAAAUGUUUUUGUGCUUGUUUGCAUUUUUUAAAUGGCAGUUAGACUUUUGUUUUUGAGUCUUUUGGUCUCUCUACAUUCAAACAGGUAGGAGGUGGUCUUAUAUCAUAAGGGGCUAUAACUGCUCUGGCACAGUGGCAAGAUGGCCGAUCAGUGAAGUGGCUUGCGUAUAAAAACAUUAAACACUACUUUUGUAUCUAUAACUUAAUAAACAUGACCAAUAAUUCUUAAUAAUUUGUUGUUCCUGAUAAUCUUUAUCUUCCUUUUGAAUAGCAUUGCAAUAUGAAACUUACCUUCGGUAAAAAAACUGUUUCUUUGACGGUGAGUGUAUGCAUGUAAUUUAUUUUAACGAAAACAUUUUUACAGUUGUGUGUAAUGAAUUUAAAGUAGAAAUUCAUAAGUGACAUAUUCCAUAAAAUUUUGAUGACAGAUUGAAGAUUUAAUGGGGAUUUACUUACUUAUACAGAUAAAGUACUUUUGUUGUAACUUACUGUUGACAAUUUUAUUUGAUUUGACUGAAAUACAUUAUUGAUUACAUUACAAGAAAUUAAGUGCAUGUACUGCAUACUGACUCCUAUCACUGCCACCACCAUACUUCACCAAAAUCGAACACUGUUUCUGUCUAACAGACAGCUGACCACACUUUAUAGGAUAUUUUGUUAUUGCUUUGAGCUUGGAAUGAAAUAAAAAGUGACCAGUGUGACUAAUACAAUAAA